UCACAGUCUCCUUCCAAGCCAUGCAGCCUCAAUAUCCACUCAACAGCCGCCACUGUUGAUCAGCAGGGACAGCAGGUUUCCAUUAUGGCAGGGGUGGGGACCGAGAACCCCAGCCUGGUCGAUACAGAGCUCCGUGACAUGGAUGAGGACCGUUUGUGGGAGAUGGUGGAAGGCCAUCGCUAUAGAAUUGUGCGGGGUGUUUGCCCGAGCCGGCUGACGCCUUAUUUACGACAGGCCAAGGUGUUUGGCCAACUGGAUGAGGAAGAGGUGCUGCACAGCCCACAGUUCACAAACAGUGCCAUGAGAGCUGGCCACAUGCUGGAUCUCUUGAAAUCCCGUGGGAAAAACGGAGCCCUUGCCUUUUUGGAGAGCCUGAAACUCCACAACCCUGACAUUUAUACUCUCAUCACUGGCUUGGAGCCUUCUAUAGACCCCAACAACUUCAGCGGUCUGAUUGAGAGCUCCCAGGUCACUGAAUGCUUGGGCAAGGCCGUGAGCAGCCUCCAGGAAGAACUGAGCCUAGAGAAGCGACAAAAGCUCUCCCUGUUACAGCAUUGCCGUCAGCUGAAGGAGAAAGCGGCUCGACUGGAAGCCCAGGCCGAAAGCCUGAGAGGCAUCGAGGCGGAGUGCAACCGCAUGAAGAGGGAGCUCAGUGCUUAUUUCCACGAGGCCCUCAAGCUGAAGGAUGAGCUGUACAGCCUGUCCUUGCGCUACAGCAGUGCUCUGCAGGAGAAGGACAUGGCUAUCACCCGUUGCCAGAGCCUGCAGGAAGAGCUCUACCUGAUGAAGCAGGAAUUGCAGCAAGCCCGGGUUUCAUCCUAUUGCGAGAGAGAACGAUCCCAGAAGGCGAACGAGGAUGUGCAUCCACAGGCAGAUGAGCUGCUGAUGCUGAAAGAGGAGAAUGAGCGUCUCAAGUCACUUGUGGAUCUGGAGACUUUCAGUGUGGUGGAGAAGGACAUUCUAGAGCAGACCCUCGAUGAGGCUCUGGAGGGCAAACAGGAGCUGCUGAACCGGAUCCACUCACUCAGGGAGCAGGCGGUGCUGGCUGAGAAUCGGCGCAAGCAGUGCUGGGAAGAAAGACAACACACUCUGAUUGAGUGCCAAAGGAUGAAGGUGGACUGCGAGAUUUACAAGGAGAAAAUCUGCGCUCUCCAGGCACAAGUGGAUGACCUGCAGAAAGAGCGAGAUCAGGCUUACAUUGCGAGGGAUGCUGCCCAGGCGGAAAUUUCUCACAGUCUCUUUGAGAAAGAUUCCCUCCGCCGCAAAGUCUUUGAGCUCACUGAACAGAUCUGGGAAUUCCGGAAGCAGGUGGGCCUGAGCGGCUCAGCCUGGAUGCAGGUUCCGGGGAAUGGGCUGUCCUGCUCAGAGUCCAGGGAGCACUGUCCAAAGAGGAAGCAGCGGCUCGUGCGCAUGCAUGCCAUCUGCCUCCAGGACGAGAACCAGGACAGCCUCUUGAGCAUAUCUGAGCACUCGUCAGAUUUAAGCAGCCGGUCAAGUCAAGAGCUAGCUGAGAGCUUCCGCUCCUGCAGCCCCGUGCCACCUUGCAAGGAUUCGCUACAGAGGAGAGCCAUGCAAGAGAGUUUCUUUUCCAGAAGCAGUUCCCAGGAGUUUUUGGAGGAGGAUUUUGCUUUUCUCUCUGAGGAGAAAGUGGAGAAUCUUGCUUCUGAAUAUGAAAUGGUGGGGAAAGAGGAUGGCAUCUCCCAGUGGCUCCACAUGGAUCCCUGCAUCUCAGAGAGUGUACCCAUGCGCCGGCGGCUUGCACAGCGCUUCACAAGCCGCAUCACCACCAUUGCUUUCCAAGCCAAUGCUCUGCUGGAACAGAUCAGCGUCAUUGGAGGCAAUCAGACGGGUAUCUUCAUUCACCAAGUCACGCUCGGUUCUCCUGCUGAUGAGAUGUCCUUAUCGCCAGGCCAACAAAUCGUUCUGGUGGACUAUGGAGUGAUGGAGCCAGGGUUCAAGGCUGUCUUGGAAGAUGCAACUCUUGAGGAGGCCCUUUGGGUCUUGGAGAGGGUGAAUGGUUUCUGCUGCCUGUCUGUGAGGCCCAACAUGGAGGGUUAUAAGAAGCUGCUGAGCGACCUGAACGCCAAGCUGGUAACAUCUGGCGACUCUUUCUACAUUCGGUCCAACCUUUGCCUCGAGAGGCAGUUGGCUGGUGAUCUUCCAGUGGGGUGCCAUGACAUUCUGCAUGUUACUGAUACUGUGUACCAGGGCCAAACCCGAUGGAGCGCCUGUCGGGUGAACGCCUGUACCAUGAAGGAUAUGGAUGCUGGCAUUAUCCCCAACUACUGCCAGGCUCAGCAACAACUCAUUUCUCUAAUACAGGAGCUGGCACAGAAGAGCACAGUUUCUGGCAAGAAUUCUGGAGCACAGCCCAAGUUGGUGCGUAUUGUUAGCACAGACAAUAAGAAGAUUAACCCGCUCUGGUCAUCCAUGGACUGCAGCCCAUUGGACUCCAGCAAGCCAGAUGUGUGUCCCAGGGUCAGCCGCCACGCAAGGAGCUGUGUCACACUGAUGCCCUACACUCUGGUCAAGCCCUGUAGGCCUGGCCGGCCACGCCCAGUGCUCUUGGUGCCUGCGCUUUUGGGGAGAAUCAUGGCCGACAAACUGUGUCUGUCCAAGAGCUUUGAGAAAUGUCCAACAGAUCCCCAGAAAGAAACACAGAGCAGAGAUGCAUCCUCUGAUAAGAGAGAGACAAAUACUAGCUGCUGCAUUCCACGCCAGACUCUGGAAGUGCUAAUGGAGAAGGAGAUUCAUGGCUGGCUGGACAUAGGCCUGGAGAAAGUGCAAGAACUGCUGGCUGUGGAAAUUUACCCCAUCAUUAUCUUGGUCGUCAUCAGUGAGAAGAGCAGCAAGAAAUUCAGGAAAUCCCUACAGCGCCUUGGAGCAACUGAGGAACAGCUGUUGGAGACUGCCUGGAAAGAAGAGGCUCAGCUCGAGAGAGUGCCCUGCCUGUACGGCACCAUCACCCCUGAUGCUUGGAAUGACCUUGAUGCUCUUGCCAAUUGUGUCCGAGUGGCCAUCGCUGAUGAGCAAAAGAAGGUGGUGUGGGUGGAACAAGUGGCUCAUUGACCCCUUCGGGAGACAGACCGGCUUGAGUUAAUCAUUUAUAUCGGGCAACUUGAGAAAUGCUAAUAUUGACUCUGGAUCCAGUUAAAAGAUGACUGGGGCAAGUUGUAGCACAGCUAAGUAGGAAAGGUUAAUAAAUAAGCCGUUCACUCCACUGUUCUCAAAUUUCUGAACUGUCAUUGCUUGUGGGUGCCCUGACCUGGAUAGCCCAGGUGAGCCUGAUCUUGUCAGAAGCUAAGCAGAGUCGGCCUGGUUAAUAAUUGGAUGGGAGACCUCCAACGAAGAUUAGGAUUGCAGAGGCAGGCAAUGGCAAACCACCCGUCACAUCUCUUGCCAUGAAAACCCCGCCAGGGGUCACCAUAAGUCAACUCUGACUUGAGGGCACCCUCCACCAAACCAUUGCUUGUUGGUAAUGCAUCUGUUUUGCAUACAGAAAAUCCUGGGUUCAAUCCCUGGCACGUCUACUUAAAAGGGUCAGGAAGUAGGUGAGGUGUUGGAGAGCCACUUCCGGUCAAGAGUGGAUAAUACUUUCAGGACUAAGGCUGAUUCCGCACACGUUGGAUAAUGCACUUCCAAUCCUCUUUAUAGAUCAUUUGGAACGGAUUUUUUCGUGUGCGGAACAAAAAGUCCACCUCAAAUGAUUGAUAAAGUGCACUGAAAGUGCAUUAUCCAACAUGUGCGGAAUCAGCCUAAGAGCUGUGGUUUGACCCUCCUUGUAGGUCUUGCACACCUCACAUGGGGCUGGCCGUACAGUUCGAGAAUCCAAAUAUACCAAUACAAGUAGCUUGAGCUAUGUUUGCAGAGUGCUCUCUAGGGGUAAGGUUAGUAUCAUGCCCUGUGAGACUGUGUAAGUAUUGGGAAAGAGGCAAGGAAGUAAAAUGGACAGAAUUCAUUGUCAUUUUUAUUGCAAAAGAAUUACACACUUUCUGAAAUUUCAGGGUGGUAGAAGGCAUCAAUUGUAAAAACGUUUUGAGCAACUAGAAUGUUGCUGACCAACCAG
Molecule: messenger RNA, 4066 nt
Organism: Eublepharis macularius
Lineage: Eukaryota; Metazoa; Chordata; Lepidosauria; Squamata; Eublepharidae
Gene: CARD14
Product: caspase recruitment domain family member 14
Exons: 21
Coding region: 85-3069 (994 amino acids)
Biological process (GO): regulation of apoptotic process
Molecular function (GO): protein binding
Source: RefSeq, a predicted model, not a curated record